UGAUGAUUGCAUUUACCGGCCUUCUUUUUCGUUUUCCUUUUAUUCUUUUCUUCGUCCCUUUACUUUUACCUUUCCAAUUCCGACAAACCACAUACAUAAUCCCCAUCGAAGAAACCCACAUAUAUUUUCUUGAUUUAAUUUCCCGGAUAAAUAACCCAAUAAUUUUUAUUUUAUUGAAUGGUUUGAAUAAAGAUUGAGUCUUUCCAGAUAAGUUUCUUAUUACCACAUCGUGUUAUCAGAAGAAUCUUAUUACCAACUUUCUUUUUUGGAGAGAAGAAUAAGCAGGGAAGCUUGGCUUGCAGCUGAAUUAAAGAACAGAAUUUGUCUGUAAUUUUUGUGAAAUCUUGGGAUUAAGUAUGGGGAAACAUAGUGGAAAGAACAAGAAAUCUCUAGGAGAUAAAUCGAAGGAAUCGUCGAAUGCCAAGCAGACUAAGGCCAGCGAAAAUGGCCCGAAACCGUACGAUAAGGACACGGCCGUAUUUAUUUCAAUGUCGCAGGAAUUGAAAAUCGAAGGCAAUGGGUUGUUUCAGACAAGGGAUUACGAAGGCGCAAUGUUGAAAUACGACAAGGCCAUAAAAUUGCUUCCUAGGAGCCACGUAGACGUGUCUUAUUUAAGGAGCAAUAUGGCCGCUUGCUAUAUGCAGUUGGGUAUUACCGAAUUCCCGAGGGCGAUCCACGAGUGCAAUUUGGCGCUCGAAGUGACGCCGAAUUACAGUAAGGCCCUUUUAAAGAGAGCUAGGUGUUACGAAGCGUUGAAUAGGCUCGAUUUGGCGCUUAGGGAUGUCGGGACCGUGCUGAAAACAGAGCCGCACAAUCUCAUGGCACUCGAAAUUCAAGAAAGGGUGAAAAGAAGUAUCGAGUUACGAGGGUCGAGAGAAAACGAAAUAGCUAAAGAUUUGGUUGUUCCUUCGCCUCAAACGAAGGCACCCAAAGAGAAGGCACGGAAAAAGAAGAACGAGAAGGGAGUGAAAGAAAAGACUGAAAUUAAAGAAAAGAUCGAGGAGAAGAAAACGGAGGAUAAAUUGGUGGUGGAGGAAGAAGUAGUUAGUAACGGUGCGAGCGAAGAGGGUAUCACGAGAAGGGUAAAAUUGGUAUUUGGAGAAGAUAUAAGACGGGCCGAUAUUCCUCUUCACUGCGAUGUAUUGAAACUGAGGGAGAUUAUUUCGGAUCGGUUUUUGAGUUUGGAUGCUGUACUUGUUAAGUACAGGGAUCAAGAAGGCGAUUUAGUUACGAUCACCACCACAGACGAACUGAGGUUGGCCGAAGAAUCUGCGGAACAUGGCUCGGUGAAGCUUUAUAUAGUCGAAGUUAAUCCAAAUCAAGAUCCUUUCUUCAAAAAGAUUCGUCACGAUGAAAUGGGAGAUAAUCUUGAAACGAAAACUAUUGCCGAAAAUGGACGGAAAAAGGAAGUAGUACAGAGUGAGUCGGCUUGUAUCAGUGAUUGGAUCGUUGAGUUCGCUCAAAUAUUCAAGAACAACGUCGGGUUCGAAGUCGAUUCGUAUCUCGAUCUGCACAAGAUUGGAACGAAGCUAUAUUCGGAUGCCAUGGAGGAAACGGUCACAGGCGAAGAAGCGCAAGACCUUUUCUCGAAUGCCGCCGAUAAAUUCCAAGAAAUGGCGGCUUUGGCUCUAUUCAACUGUGGUAACGUACACAUGUCGAUGGCGAGGAAGAGGGUAUAUUUCGCGGAAGAUUCUUCAAGAGAAUCGCAGAUCAAAUCCUCGUACGAUUGGGCGCAGACGGAGUUCGCGAAAGCGGGAAAAAGAUACGAGGAGGCCUUACAAAUAAAACCCGAUUUUUACGAAGCUGUCGUAGCGCUCGGGCAGCAGCAAUUCGAGCAGGCGAAGCUGUCUUGGUACUAUGUAAUCGGGACGAACGUUGAUCUUGGAUCGUGGGAUUCGACUGAGGUUAUUCAGCUUUAUAACAAGGCCGAGGAAAACAUGGAAAAAGGUAUGCAGAUGUGGGAGAGUGGUGAAGAACAACGAGUCAGUGAGCAGAAAAAUAAAAAAAUCGAGAAUAUAUUGAAGAAAAUGAAAUUGGAUAAUUUCUUGAAGAAUGUAUCAGCGGAUGAAGAACAGGCUGCGAGUAUUCAGUCUCAGAUAAAUGUAUUGUGGGGCACUAUUUUAUACGAGAGGUCGGUUAUGGAAUUUAAAUUAGGGUUGGAUGCAUGGCGAGAAUGUCUCGAGGUCGCUCUCGAGAAAUUCGAACUCGCCGGUGCUUCUGAGACGGAUAUUGCUGUUAUGAUAAAGAAUCAUUGUUCGAACGACACUGCAUCGGAAGGUUUAGGGUUCAAUAUCGACGAACUUGUAGAGGCGUGGAAUGAUAUGUACGAAGCGAAAAAAGUGAGGAGCAGCAUUGCCUCGUUUAGGUUAGAGCCGCUGCUCCGAAGACGAGUUUCGAAGCUUUAUUAUGCACUUGAACAUGCGUAGAUACGCUACUUUGGACGUAUCUGUAGAGGGUUUUUUGUCCAGCUCAACAUUGCGCUCGGCAAAGAUUUUGUGGUUUUGUUGCAUCUUUUGGCUUUCGUGUUGCAUCGACUUCUAUUUCAGCUGUUGUUUUAUCUGGUCGAAAUAGUUGAUGGCAGAAUAUCGUUUUUUUUCUCGUUUCUGCUUCAUUCUUGUGACCUCCCUGGUGUUGUAAGAAUUUCGAAAAGAUUUUUUUUUUUUUUUUUUUUUUUUUGGGGGAUAGUAUUCAUUAUUGGUUGUAUGUUAUAUUUUUUUCGUAAUAGUUUGAGCUGGAAUGUAUUAUUAAUUUUAUUUUUAACAUGUAAUUCGGUUUUGAAGUCAGUAUCAUGUUUAUGAAUUUUCAGACCUGUUCUGUAAUCAUUUAUAACAAAUAAUUUAGUUUUA
Messenger RNA from Erythranthe guttata (spotted monkey flower), 2846 nucleotides. Its product is annotated as protein PHOX1. Gene Ontology annotation, molecular function: protein binding. Lineage: Eukaryota; Viridiplantae; Streptophyta; Magnoliopsida; Lamiales; Phrymaceae. The record is from RefSeq and is a predicted model, not a curated record.